GUUGCAUAUGGUUUAUCAAGUUUAUAUUGCAUGUGACUGCUGAUCGUCCACAGUAAAAAUAAAAUCAAAAUUUUUGCCUUGGAAAAGUUGAUGAACGGACGAAGAUUUACAUAUGAUAUAAUAUAAUACGAGUGAAUAUAUUUUCCCACCAGGAUGAUUUCAGAAACAAUGGCUAGUCAAGCAGUUAGGGAGAGAAACCCCCAUCAGGAGAAUUUAAACAUUGCAGCAGCAGUGAAUGGAUCAGGGAAAUGCGAGAUCCCACCAUCUUUAGCUGCAUUAACGUCUGUCAUCUGUACUCACCAAAACAAGUUGAAGCCAAUUGAAGCCAAGUUAAAGGAGCUUUUACAACAUCAGCAGGUAUUAGCAGAGGGUCUGCAUGGUGAGAAUGACCGGUUUAAGGAAGUUGAAGCUACCUUCAAUUUGCCGGCAUUGUUUGCCGAAGUAUCAAUUUAUUCCCAAAAGCUGACAAGACUUAAAGCAGAGAUGAAUAGCAUAUCUGAAAGAACAACAAGAAUUAAGAGGAGAGCUAUUCGCCUGCAACAGCAGCAGCAGCAGAAAGCCUUGAACCAAGAGCAAGCCCGGGCUGAGCAAGCCGAGCGUGAAAAGCACCUCAUUGCAAAACCAGCCUGGGCCUCACCAUCGGACGGACAGUGAAGUUCUCGAUCUUUAGUGUUGUUUAUAUUGUGAACGUGAGGUCAUGUGUCCAUUGCAGGCUUAUUUUGUGCUUUGUUCACUGUAAAUGUUUAUGAAGUUGUUUCAUAAUCAUGGGCAGGUUAGAGACGUGCCAUGUUUUUUUUAUUGUUGGAUUAUUGUUAUUGAAAGCUUUUAUAUGACCAGAAGUAGCCAGAGUAUGUAUUUUUUAAUUAUAAAAUAGAAUGAGCAUGUU
Molecule: messenger RNA, 886 nt
Organism: Penaeus vannamei (Pacific white shrimp)
Lineage: Eukaryota; Metazoa; Arthropoda; Malacostraca; Decapoda; Penaeidae
Source: RefSeq, a predicted model, not a curated record